GCCGCCCUGGCGCACCUUCUGCCGGCCCCGGCCAUGUACAGCAUGCUGGAGACGGAGAUUAAAGCGCCGCAGCCCUCGGCGGGCGGCACCGGCGGCAACCCCGCUCCGGGGAGCACCGGCAAAGGCACCGGAGGCGGCGGGGCCGGCAGCGGAGCGGGAGCGGGCUCGGACCAGGACCGGGUGAAGCGGCCCAUGAACGCCUUCAUGGUGUGGUCCCGCGGGCAGCGGCGGAAGAUGGCCCAGGAGAACCCCAAGAUGCACAACUCGGAGAUCAGCAAGCGCCUCGGCGCCGACUGGAAGCUGCUGAGCGACGCCGAGAAGCGGCCCUUCAUCGACGAGGCCAAGCGGCUGCGGGCCGUGCACAUGAAGGAGUAUCCGGAUUACAAAUACCGGCCCCGGAGGAAGACCAAGACCUUGCUGAAGAAGGACAAAUACUCGCUGCCCGGCAAUCUGCUGGCCCCGGGGGGGGGCAACGCGGUGAGCAGCCCCGUCGGGGUGGGGCAGAGGAUUGACACUUAUGCCCACAUGAACGGCUGGACCAACGGGGCUUACUCGCUGAUGCAAGACCAGCUGGGCUACAGCCAGCACCCGGGCAUGAACAGCCCGCAGCUGCAGCAGAUGCACCGCUACGACAUGACGGGCCUGCAGUACAGCCCCAUGAUGUCCACGGCCCAGACCUACAUGAACGCCGCCUCCACCUACAGCAUGUCCCCCGCCGCCUACGGCCAGCAGCCCUCCACGGCCAUGAGCCUGGGCUCCAUGGGCUCCGUGGUGAAAUCCGAGCCCAGCUCUCCGCCUCCGGCCAUCGCUUCCCACUCGCAGAGGGCCUGCCUGGGAGACCUGCGGGAUAUGAUCAGCAUGUACCUGCCCCCCGGCGGGGAUGCCACAGACCCUUCCUCCCUGCAGGGCAGCAGGUUACACAGCGUCCACCAGCACUACCAGAGUGCCGGGACUGCCGUGAAUGGUACCGUACCACUAACUCACAUAUAA
Poecile atricapillus (Black-capped chickadee) is the source of this 990-nucleotide messenger RNA. RefSeq names its product transcription factor SOX-3-like. Gene Ontology annotation, molecular function: DNA-binding transcription factor activity, RNA polymerase II-specific; RNA polymerase II cis-regulatory region sequence-specific DNA binding. The transcript has a single exon. Bases 34 to 990 code for a protein of 318 amino acids. The record is from RefSeq and is a predicted model, not a curated record. Gene Ontology annotation, biological process: positive regulation of transcription by RNA polymerase II; cell differentiation; negative regulation of transcription by RNA polymerase II. NCBI's taxonomy places the organism in Eukaryota, Metazoa, Chordata, Aves, Passeriformes, Paridae.